Molecule: messenger RNA, 3406 nt
Organism: Camelus dromedarius (Arabian camel)
Lineage: Eukaryota; Metazoa; Chordata; Mammalia; Artiodactyla; Camelidae
Gene: GRAP2
Product: GRB2 related adaptor protein 2
Exons: 8
Coding region: 253-1203 (316 amino acids)
Biological process (GO): signal transduction; regulation of MAPK cascade
Cellular component (GO): nucleoplasm; plasma membrane; cytoplasm
Molecular function (GO): phosphotyrosine residue binding
Source: RefSeq, a predicted model, not a curated record
GCAGGGCUGACUGGGGGGAGUUUGGAGGAGGGAGUAAGAAGUCAGGGAGGAGGAGGCACUAUUAAUGGCUCCGUGAGCCUGUGCCCUGUUUUAGUGUGGUACUUGGAAGACAGCACGAGGUGGUUCUGUACUCUGAAAUGCAGUAACUUUGAUGCUUGGAUUCAUCUUCCUUCUUGCAAGAGAGGAUUCUAAUAACUCGGUGUCAAAGCCACAGACUCAACCCCUUCUCUUCUGAAAGCUUCACGUUACAACAUGGAAGCCAUUGCCAAGUUCGAUUUCAUCGCCUCAGGUGAGGAUGAACUGAGCUUUCACGCCGGAGAUGUUCUGAAGAUCUUAAGUAACCAAGAGGAGUGGUUCAAGGCGGAGCUUGGGAGCCAAGAAGGAUACGUGCCCAAGAAUUUUAUAGACAUAGAGUUUCCUGAAUGGUUUCACGAAGGCCUCUCGCGACACCAGGCAGAGAACUUGCUGAUGGGCAAGGCGGUCGGUUUCUUCAUCAUACGGGCCAGCCAGAGCUCCCCAGGGGACUUCUCCAUAUCUGUCAGGCAUGAGGAUGAUGUUCAGCACUUCAAAGUCAUGAGAGACAACAAGGGUAAUUACUUCCUGUGGACAGAGAAGUUUCCAUCCCUCAACAAGCUGGUGGACUACUACAGGACGACUUCCAUCUCCAAACAGAAGCAGAUCUUUCUGAGGGACAGAACCCGGGAGGAUCAGCGUCAGCGGGGCAACAGCCUGGACCGGAGGUCCCAGGGAGGCCUACCCCUGAGUGGGGCUGUGGGAGAAGAGAUCCGGCCUUCGAUGAAUCGGAAGCUGUCAGACCAGCCCCCCGCCCCUCCCUCGCAGUAUCCCGCAGCCCAACUGCCGCCACAGCAGCGGUACCUGCAGCAGCAGCAUUUUCAUCAGGACCGCCGUGGAGGCAGCCUGGACAUAAACGACGGGCACUGUGGCGGGGUCCUGGGCAGUGAAAUGAAUGCCGCCCUCAUGCACCGGAGACACACAGACCCGGUGCAACUCCAGGUGAUCGGGCGAGUGCGGUGGGCCCGGGCGCUGUACGACUUUGAGGCCCUGGAGGAUGACGAGCUAGGAUUCCAGUGCGGAGAGGUGGUGGAGGUCCUGGACAGCGCCAACCCGUCCUGGUGGACUGGCCGCCUGCACAACAAACUGGGCCUCUUCCCGGCCAACUACGUGGCGCCCAUGAUGCGGUGAAGCCCUUCUGGAGGAAUCAGAGGCUCUUGUCUGAAGCUACCUGCAAGUGAUGGGGCAAGAAAGAGAAGCUGGAACUACAUAAACAUACGUGUGUGUGUGCAUAUACACGCAUACAUACAUACACACACGUAUAUGCCUGUGCACACACACAUUUUAUAAUAGUAAUUUAUUGGCAGUUUAGUUGGUUAAUUAGUUAAUAUGAAAGGAACUCAGGUAGAGAAUUAUAUUUUUACUUAUUUUCCCUCCCCUCAGCGGAUGUGCAGAAGGCAGUGGGGGAGUUGGGAAGCGGGGGCAGCGAAAUGAAAUUGAAAUUCUUCCUGUCCUUAAGAUGCACCGCUUCACUUCCUCCUGGUCUUGAGAAUUUUUGCUGAGAGUUGCUAAGCAGGGAUCCACAUCUGGCGUUGGACAGGGAACAGCAGGGCGGAGUUGGGCCUGGUGGGGCGUGUUCCAGCUUACCCGCCAGUCCUCCUUACCCUGAGGGCGUGCAGGGCAGCUUCCCUCCUGUUCUCCAGGGUGGGCACUGCUGCACUGGGGGUGAAGUCUGAGCUGGGCAUUGGAAGGGGUACGAGGCUAGGGCUGGCCCCCUGGCUGGUGCUCAGCCGAGACUUUCAUCUCCCUGCAGUGAACAUUCCUCAGCUCAUCCUCCUCCCUGUGGCUGACAUGGAGAAAUGGAGGCUCCGCCAGGAGCGGGGCGCUGGGAAAUGGAGGGAUUGUUCACAAAUCCCCCAGGGGCUUACUUGAGUGAAACCUGUUUCCCCGGCGACCAACAGGGCAACAUCCUAGACUCCGUAAAGUGAUUGGAGAAGCCCUGGCUGAGAAUGCUGGAUUUUAGAGCCAUGGUUUUACGGUUACAAGGGUUUCUCUUCAGGGCACUAUUUGUUUUCCCUCUUGGUUGUCUGUGUUUUGAAGAUGCUUUUCCCAGUGGCACAGAGAGAAGCUCACUCUAUGGGAGCGUUGCGUUCGCAACUGACCCAUCGAUUGGUUGGUUGGUUGAUUGACCAUGACCCUGAGCCAGAGCUGGCUUUGAGAGAGCUUCCUGUUCCCUCUGACUGUUGGACCACUGCUGGCACCUCCCCUGCCCUACAAGCUGCACCUGGGGAAGGAACCCCACUGCCACUGUCUCCCCUUGUCACCUCAAAAUAGAAUUGUGUUUCCCUGAGCUCACCCUGGGGGCGUGAAUCACAGACCAGCCUGGCUGGGGAGCGGGGACCCUGGAGGUGGAGGCUCAGUGUUUUAGUGGAGCCAGAAUAAGCCUGUCUGCCCUGAGGGACCCAGGAGGGGUGUGUGUGUGUGCAAGUCUGUGUGUGUGUGUGUGCGUGUGCGCAUACACGCUGAGACAGGAAAGAAAGGGCUGGGGCGGAAGUGCUGGUGAGGGAGCGUGGGGGUGGGGGGGCCUGUUGCUUUGUCCUCUUCCCAGCCCUUCCUGCUAAGGAAGGACCAGGCAGCCACGAGCAAAGGUGAUGUAAGAAGAGUUUCUGACUCAGAAGUAACAGUCAGUGUCACGUACGUAGGCUGUGUCCCUUUGCCUCUGAAUUCCACUAUUUCUCUGAUCCCCGUGUUGCCUUUAGAGAAACAGGGAGAAAGAAAGGACUCUGUGGUGGGUCUCAGGAGGGAAGAGAAAACAGCCUGAGACAGGCAGGGGCAGUGGAAUGAGGAGCGUCUCACAGCCUUUGGAUAGGAAAGUGCAGGAGGGAGUUAGCGAAGACGGUUCAGAAGGUCAAGGAGCAGCUUGAGAGGCACAAAGGGAGGAGAAGGGACAGGAGGUUACAUGCCACAGGCGAGGAAGACAUCGGGUGACGAGUCAGCGGACAGACAUCGGCCAGGAAGGAGGGACAGAGGCAGGUGGCGAGGGAGGAAUUGGAGCAGAGGAACGCAGACCACGGAAGGCAGGGGGCGAAGACACCACAGGAAUGAAGACAAACGAAUGGGAGAAAGAGAGCAAAGGCCGAGCAGCCCUACUAAGCUAUUUCGGUGCUAGAGAAUGUGAACAUGCUACAGGAAAUAAAAGCCAAAAGUGGUGUUUGAUCUGACAGGAUUUACAAACCAUAUGCUUUAACCAGCUCACAAACUUCAUCCAUUUGUCUGAUUAUGUGGGAGGACCAGCCCCAGUGAAGACAGAGGGAAAAGAUUUGGUUCUGGCCUGGGUUUUGUGCCUUGAAACACAUCUCAAGAAGCAGUAAUAAAAUGAGUGCCUUUGUUUUGC